AUGUCUUUGUCGUCGUCGCACCAGAUCAACAGGCUUCACGCCCGGCUCAUCAUGAAGUUCCUAUCCCUUGUUGCCGCGGUCCUUCCGCUGGUGUCUGCUCUCACCAUUCCUGAGCAGAGCAUCACCACUCCCGCCAACGACCCCUCGUCUGUACCCCCGUCUGGCCUUGAAUUGGCCGAGGACGCGUCUGCUCUCACUGUUCCGGAGAAGCGCAUCACCACUCCUGCCAAUGAUCCCUUCUAUGUGCCCCCCUCUGGCUUCGAGUCGGCCAAGCCCGGUACUGUGCUGCGUGAGCGCCCCAUCGUGGCUUCGUUUUUCGGUCUCAUCCCCGCUCCCAUUGAUUCUCGUCAGCUGCUCUAUCGCACCACGGCCAUUGACGGCUCUGCCAUUGCCACCGUCGUCACCAUCUUCAAGCCGCUCUUUGCCAAGCGCGACCGCUUCAUCUCCUUCAACACGGCCUACGACUCGUCGGCUUCCAUCUGCAACCCCAGCUACAACUACCGCUUGGGUGCACUCCAAACAGACGUCAUCUCGUCGGCCGAGUUUCUCAUCAUUCAAGCCUACCUGCUCUCUGGCUACACCGUCGCUUCCGCCGACUACGAGGGUCCUGACGUGGCCUUUUCCGUCGGCCGUCUCUCGGGCAUGGGCGUUCUUGACGGCAUUCGCGCCGUAGUCAACUAUGGCCCCAAAAUUGGCCUCGACAAGAACCCCAUGGUUGUCAAUGCUGGUUACUCUGGCGGUGCCAUUGCUAGCGGUUGGGCGGCUUCCCUCCAUCCCACCUACGCUCCCGACCUAAACCUCAAGGGCUUCAUCGCCGGCGGUACACCUGCAAACCUUACCGAGGUUCUUCUUUACGUCGAUGGCACCUUAUUCGCGGGUUUCGUCCCAGGUGCCCUUGCAGGCCAAAUUAUGCCCUCUGCCUACGGUGCACGCCUCAAGCCCGUCCUGGACAAGGUCAUCGGUCCCCGCGGCAAAGAAGCUCUGGCUCUCGGAACCAGCCAGUGCGCGCCGGUCAAUCUCAUUGCCUUUGCGGGCAAGUCCAUCUUCGACACUAGCUUCCAGACCCUCGGCAAGGACCUACUCUACGAUAAGGAUGUUGCGUGGGUCCUCGCCGAGAGCACCCUGGGUCUCAAGAAGAACGAAACGCCCACGGUACCCGUCAUGCUCUAUCACUCUCCAGACGAUGAGGUUAUCCCUUUUGCUGGCGCUGAUGGCCUCCGCAAGCGCUGGUGCGACAACGGUGCCAAUGUGCGCUUUGUCAACUACGCUGCCGGCGGCCACGUCACCGCCGAGGUGGUUGCUGUGAUUGAUGCCAUCAAAUUUGCCGGCGAUGCCUUUAGCGGCUCCGUCCCUGGUGGCUGUGCCAGCAGGACGGUUCUCGACGACAAGCUGAACCCACUGGCUCUUGGCCUCUCUCUCGAACCCGUCCUUGCCGGGCUUGUGAAUAUUCUGCUGACGUUGGGUAAGAAGGAUGCCAAUUUCGUCAGUGGCCUGUCUCAGGGCAAGCAUAUAUAA
Molecule: messenger RNA, 1515 nt
Organism: Beauveria bassiana ARSEF 2860
Lineage: Eukaryota; Fungi; Ascomycota; Sordariomycetes; Hypocreales; Cordycipitaceae
Product: secreted lipase 1 precursor
Exons: 2
Coding region: 1-1515 (504 amino acids)
Biological process (GO): lipid catabolic process
Molecular function (GO): triacylglycerol lipase activity
Source: RefSeq, a predicted model, not a curated record